AACAAAUCUAUUGACGAGGAGAGACAGAACAAUGCCAGCUGAAAUUAUGUUGAUGUACUAAACAUAUCACUAACAUUUUGAACUCGAUAUCUCAGUGAAACCAUCGCAUAACAUAUUUAAAUGUCAUUUAAAGAUGGGAUGGAUGAACGCCUCCUAAAUUUCAAUGUUUGUUGUUAAUUGUUUGAAGGAAAAACAAUUUUGAUAAAAUAUAGUGAAGUUAAAAAAUCAAAACUAUUACUGUUAUUAUAAACAUCGUAUUGGACUUACAAAAUGGAUCCAAAUAUAGACAACUAUUCCAAGGAAUCAUCGUCAUCGCCUGGUGAGAAUGUUCCUGUGAAAGGACUUGGUAACAGUGAUAUAAUGCGACCGACAGAUCUCGCUGCCGCUCACCAUUAUGAUAAAGUUGUCGGCGUAAUAACUAAGGAACCAUGUGAAAGGUCCGAUGCAGAGAUUAUUCAAAUAAAAUCAUGGUUUCAAAAGAAAUCAGAUUUAUUUAACCAGUUAAAUGAUGAAAUAAUUCAUGACUUGAUAAAAAAUUGUGAGUUUAUGACUGUAGAACGAGACUUUGUUGUCAUCAAACAAGGCGAAAAGGGAGACUGUUUCUUCAUUAUCCUGAAUGGAUCUGUUGCUAUUCAUAUCAAUACGACAUUGGAUCUGGAGGAUGACCGACAAGAAACUACAGAUAAAUCAGAUCCAUUGAAAGAAAGACGAGAUAGUAGAGAAAAACAAGAUGAGGAAAAACCAAAAGAAUUGGAUAGAUCAAAGUUUGGAAUAUCUGUCGGAAAGAUAGAAUCUGGUAAAAGUUUUGGCGAGCUGGCUCUUAUUAAUACUGAUUGUGUCAGAAAUGCGACGAUCAUUGCCGACGAAGCUGUAGACUUAAUUGUGAUAGACAGGGAUUUAUAUAAUAGAUGUAUCAAAUUGUUUCAUGCAAAAGAGUUUGCAGACAGAAAACGUUUUGUUGAAACAAAUCCUCUGUUCGAUAGAUGGCAUCCGAAGUAUAAAAAGCAAAUGGCUAUGAGUUUAAGAAAGGAGAAAUUAAAUUUCGAAAGCGUCAUUGUAAAACAGGGAGCUAUGUUUGAUGGUUUACGGUUCAUUCUGAGUGGUCAGACCAAACUGACAUCGGAUCCCUAUUUACACUCUAUGCAGUACCCUGAUUAUUAUCCCUUACCAGAUGUCGAAGACCUCGAGAGAGUAGAGGCACGAGAAUCACUAAGAAGGGAAUUGAGCAUGCAUUCACAGAAAAUGGAUGAAUACAAAACACUGGUGCCAAGUCGUCAGAAAUAUAUUACACAAGAUACUGGAAAGAACGGCAAACGAUCACCCAAAUUCAUGAGUCAUCGACAGAUAGAACUCUGUCUGAUUGGCUCGGAAGAAAUUGUUGGUGACAUGGAAGUAGCUAUGGACUUAAUGACAUACUCCUACUCAGUUACAUGUAUACAAGAAACGGAAAUAUAUGUGUUGGACCAGAAGAAUUACGAAAGGUUAAUAGAAAAACGUAAUCCACAAGUUGUUGAAUUGAUAAGGAAUUCAGUGCUAGAGAAAUACUCGUUAAGACUGUCUUGGAUGCAAGACAAGAAAGACCUACCUCUUUUUCGUUAUUUUCUUUACAAGAUUGGAGAAAAUGAGCGAAAAAAGAAAUUAAAGAAAGAAGAGUUAAUGCGACAGGACAAGGAAAGAGACAUUACGGAUGAUUGGAUGGUGUCUAGUCUUAAAAAGGGCCCCCUAAUAGAUAUGUUUGGACCUGGAAGUGUGUUCUAUUCAAUUCGAAUGAAAGCUAAGCAAAGAGAAAUGGAGAAGUUAAGUUAUAAAGCGCGUGUUGAUAAAAGACGCUUACUUAGCGAACGCAAGUCUCCGGCUCAAAGUAAACCUGUUCAAGUACAAGGUGCUCCCCCAACAAGCUUUGUUACCCAAGCUUUCAAAAACAAAUACGACGUAGAUAGUGGUGCUUAUGAUUUUUCUAGUGAGGAUGAUGUUGAAAAUGAUUCAGUUGACGGUAAUAUAAACCGAUCACAAUUAAUUUGUGACAAAAGUAGAAAUGCACAUUCUGUAUUAAAAGAGACACCAGAAACAGACUUUGAAGACUGGGAAUCUAGUGACGCUAAUCUUUGUAAACUAGAAAACAGGUUACAGAAUUGGUAUAAACAUUUUGGAGACAACGAGAAGAAAAGAGAUGUAUCCAUUGUGAAAUUACGUAGAUAUCAAACAGAGGACCCAGGAAAGCCUCCCUUGCCAGGAAAGAAAAUAUUCAUCAGAACAAAAGCAAAAACCACCACAGCAUACUUAGAUUCUCUGAAACAUACUUUAGAUGAUGACCAGCAUAUAUCUAGAAUGCACAGCGCUCCAGCUAGGGUAAAAUGUCAUAGUGCACCGCCAGUUUUUAGACGAGUCUGUUGUGCAGAGACGAUGAUGGACCAAAAACCCAAAGAAAAAAGACCAGCGUCCUCUUAUAGGUCUCCUUUGACACCAACUCUUUGUGUCCGGACAAAAAGGCCCAAGUCAGCUCAUCAAUACACAGCUCAAGAAUACGAAGCUCUGAAGACUGAAAUGAAACAACGACAACGGUCUUAUAGAACUAUGUACUAUGACCGACCAAUGUCAGCUUAUUUGUAGAAACAAAGAACGAAAACCCACCAAUCAUUUAGAUUUUAUACAACUGCCUCUAAUCUUAUAUAUCAUCAUGCUCAGAUAGAUUAUUUUUCAAAUACGGAGUCAUA
Molecule: messenger RNA, 2714 nt
Organism: Mytilus trossulus (common blue mussel)
Lineage: Eukaryota; Metazoa; Mollusca; Bivalvia; Mytilida; Mytilidae
Exons: 12
Coding region: 271-2610 (779 amino acids)
Biological process (GO): negative regulation of cAMP-dependent protein kinase activity
Cellular component (GO): cAMP-dependent protein kinase complex
Molecular function (GO): protein kinase A catalytic subunit binding; cAMP-dependent protein kinase inhibitor activity; cAMP binding
Source: RefSeq, a predicted model, not a curated record